GCCCUUCCCGGAUGCUUCCAGCUAUGCUCACGUUCUCCGUGCCUUCUGCGAAGACUUGCUGACUGAAAGUCGCGAGGCCAUGUUGCAGGUGGACGUUGAUGCUUACCAGCAGCUGCUUCGUAGCAGCACUCACCUGGGCGACGCGGAAUGUGCUGGUCGCCUCUGGGGCUACAUGAAACGCUUCGGUGUUGAUCCUGACACAUCUACCCUGCUGAAGGUGUUGGAGGUCUCCAGCAGCGCACCUUUCCUGGGUUUGGCACAGGAAAGCUAUGGGGCUUUGCCUGAGAAAAGCCAGACCGAAGAGACCCUGCUGCUGGCGUUGCGCCCGCUGGCAGAGCUUGGGGAUUGGCGUGGCCUGGAACGGAUGCUGCAGAGGCAUUUGCCAGAAGGCCAGAGUGCAGCAGUGGCGAUGCUGCAGCUUCAAGCACUCUCCGAAGCCAUGCCUAGGAAGCGCCAGCGCAGCAUGGAUGCAGCCGGCCGAUUGCUGCGCGCCGGCGGACGGCUGGUGCCGGCUGGUGAUGAAGAAUCCCUGGGCUCCGCGUUGCUCCGCAGAGCCUUGGGCCCUGGGCGCCGGGAGAUGGCGGCAAUGGCAUCGGUGCCGUUGCCACGACUGGCAGGACCCAUGCGACAGAGGCAAGCAGGGCUGCUGUGUGCAAGCCGCGCCAAAGUCGCCUUAGACUUGGGUGAUCCUCAGCGUGCAGAGGGCUGGAUUCACAGGUGGCUGCUUCUGCAAGAAGUCUUGAUCUUAGAGGGUUCCAGGGCCCUGGAUGGCCCUGGUGCUGGAUCGACUGUGGAGGCCUUAGAACCCACGCUGCCGCGGACCCUGUGCCGCCGCUUUCGCCCAACAAAAAGGCUCUGUGCUCUUGGACCUUAG
Cladocopium goreaui is the source of this 874-nucleotide messenger RNA. The record is from the annotation of a GenBank genome assembly. Lineage: Eukaryota; Dinophyceae; Suessiales; Symbiodiniaceae.